Messenger RNA from Colletotrichum karsti, 585 nucleotides. Its product is annotated as mediator complex protein. Gene Ontology annotation, cellular component: mediator complex. Gene Ontology annotation, molecular function: transcription coregulator activity. Lineage: Eukaryota; Fungi; Ascomycota; Sordariomycetes; Glomerellales; Glomerellaceae. The transcript has a single exon. The record is from RefSeq and is a predicted model, not a curated record. The coding region runs from base 1 to 585 and encodes 194 amino acids. Gene Ontology annotation, biological process: regulation of transcription by RNA polymerase II.
AUGGCCGACACAAACAUGACCGACGACCAACCCGCCCCGGACCCCUUCACCCUCGAAGAACGCAUCCAACAGCUCUGCGACAUCGACAAGAGCAUAGUCCAGCUCAUGAACCACACCUCAUCCGCCAUGUCCGCCCUGAGUAACAAACCCCAAGCACCCAAACCCACAUCCACAUCCUCCUCCGACGCACCACCACCACCGCAAACCUCAAUCGUCUCCCCAGAAGACCAAAAACAGCUCUUCAAAUCCUCAAUGGACUCCCUCCUCUCCACCCUGCACACCGUCGACAUCCACAUGAAGCGCCAGAUCAUGGGCCUCGAGGAGGCUGGCAUCAUCAAGCUCCGCAACGACGCCUCCAAGGACCGUCAGCCCGUCAUGAACGAGGACGCAAAGAUCGUCGCCCGGCCCUCCCUCGAGCCCAACGGCGUCGGCACCAUCGGCAACCUCGACGUCGGCUGGCUCAACAGCCGCAACAACAAGGUCGAGCGCGACAUGGAGGCCGAGCUGUGGGCCAAGAUGAGGGACUUCCUCGAGAAGUACCACGCCGAAGAGCAGCAGGAAGCCGGAGACAGGAUGCAGCAGUGA